This is a messenger RNA of Lates calcarifer (barramundi perch), 1850 nucleotides long. RefSeq names its product golgin subfamily A member 6-like protein 6. Bases 265 to 1692 code for a protein of 475 amino acids. Lineage: Eukaryota; Metazoa; Chordata; Actinopteri; Centropomidae. The record is from RefSeq and is a predicted model, not a curated record. The transcript is spliced from 3 exons.
AAACGUUGGAAAAAGGGAGUCGCAAUGGUUAGUAUGGCUGCUCUCCUAUUUCCAGCUUAACAGCUGCGUUUCGUUGAGACGACACACAAAAAGUCUUUUAUAUUCAAGAUAGGAUUUAAGGAAAAUUUGUCAUGACAAAUUCCAUAUUCUUCUGAAAUUAUACAGGAAAAAGCAGCUGCUGUGGCGGGCUCAGUUGUCUUUUGCAAGGAUCUGUGGGACUAAAGGUCAACCUCAAAGACAUGACCCUCUACAACAGAUGAAGUCAUGAGCACAUACACAAAAAGGAGAAUUGGCCCUCAAGGGCAGUACAACACCGAGGGACAAAGACAAGACAAUGUCUAUACUCAAGCACAACAUGGUGUCAUUCCUGGUAUGAGAGCAGAUGGAGUAGACCGCCCAUUUCCAAAUAAGCCUGUUAGCCACAGAAGACCCCUCAACCCCAGGACACAAGACUCACUCGAUCUGCAUGAUUUAGAAAAAAUCACUAUAACAGAACAACCAAGAGGCUCACAUCAUUUAAAUGGCAUCAGAGAGACUACUGGAUCCCAGCAGCCAAGAAAAGACUCACACAUUCUGCCCAGUGGAGAACUGCAGAUGGCCAGAGCAAUUCAUGCAAAAGAGCUCAUGCUACAGGAGAAGCUGUGGAGGGUUGAGGAGAAAAUAAGACAAAAGAUCCAGUGGGAUAGUGUUGAAGCUGCUGCAGGUAAUCAUGAGGUGAGGAGGGAGAAAGAGAGGCACGAUAGGACACACACAGAGAGGGGAAAAGCUCAGACAAAAACCAGGCUGUCUGAGCAGCAGAAGAGAGAGGCAGUGAGAGGUAGAGAAAUGCUGAUGCAGGAGAGAAGACAGGAAGAUGUUAAACAACUUAGGAGGAAGCAAGAUCAGAGGAAUGACAGAACAAGGAAUACAUAUGAAGACAAGAGGGCCAGAUGGAAAAGAGGGGAAACAGAAGGUGCAGAGUGCCCUCAGUCAAAGAGAGAAGGAAAUAAAGGAACUUACAUAACAGUAAAUAAGCAAAAAAAUAGUGGAGAGCUGAACAAAUCAAGCUGGGAGAGUGUGAAAGAGCAUACCAGAGGAAAAGAGGAUGAAAAAGAUCAUCGCAUUUGGGAAGAAGCAGGUGUGAGGCCACAGGAUGGAAUAGAGAAAGCAAAAGAAAUAGAUUGGACAAGAGAAAAGAAAUAUAGGGAAAGAACAUCUAAGGGUGUGCACUGUCCAUAUGAUGAACAGGACAUGCCUCAAAUAAGUCAACAGAAAACUGCACAAAUAAUGGCAAUGGAAAACCACAGAGGGGCAGAACGUAAAAUAUCAAGGGAAUCAUCUCUUCCACCUGUUUCUAACCCCCCUCAUUCCAGCAGACAGCACAAGGAGGAGCUGGGACUCAUGGAUAGCAUGGACGCCAGCUUCCAGCUUGUUCCUUGCAGAAUAUGUAACAGAAAGUUUGCAAGUAAAAGGUUAGAAAAGCACAUCCAAGUCUGUGAAAAGGUGAAACAAUCGCAUCGUCAAGUCUUCAAUUCCUACCUUAAUAGGACCAAAGGAUCCGCCAUUGAGGAGUUCUGGAAAACCCACAGCAGGAGCAAGACUCCAGAGGUUUUACAGAAAAAGAACCACAAACAAAACCACAAGGCAAACACAAAGAAUAUGCAGCGGGGUCGACUCCCAGCUGGAACCUCACAGCCAAAAUGGUCCAAGUGAUCUGACCCCAAAGGACCCAGAUGCUUUGGCCCUGGACGAGUUGAAUAACAAAUCCUCAGGUGUCAGCACAUCAAGUUACCCAUCACCAUCUUACUACUGUCAAUACAGUCUUUGAGGUUUGAUUUUUUCCCUUAACAGAAUUUUGUUACAAACCUCUU